AUGGGUUACUCUGAGAUCUACUGCCAUAUUUGCGGUGUCAGCUUCAACAUCGCGCGACGCCGGAAACCGGGAGAGCCGGAUCUGGCUAGCUGGGACUACACCGGCGAACAAUGUGACGAGCCAGGAGUCGACGAGGUGGAUCUGGACAACUGUACUCAGAACGGCUGCUUUGCAGCGAUUAGUUAUCCGAAGGAUGAUGAGCACGACAUGCUCGAUGAUCCGGACUACGUCCCUGGACCGGAGGACGGGGACUACGGCGAGCCUGGUGAAUACGAUUCAGAGUAUGAAUCGAGUACAUCUGAGGAGGACGAUGCGAACAUUGGCCCAGAUCAAGACAGUAAUGAGGAAACUAGUGAUCCCGAAGUCGAUUGUUACUCAAACUGGUUGGCGAAAACGCUGAAUCCGCACGCCAGAUUCUCCGGAGAACCCAUUGGGAAAUUUGGAUAUUCAAACCAGCGCUGUCGAGACGAACGUGUGUUUCCAAUCCAGUCAACAACCUUAUCAGACGGGCACGACCCGGAGGAAUUGGAGCAUAUUCCCAGUCGGACCUGCACAGAGGCAAAUGCAUACUCGGGCUUUGCAAUCUCACUCGAAGAGAUGAGAGGGUGUCGCACGGCCCAGUGUCUAAUCCACAAAAGUGCAAUCCGGGAACCGUCGUCACAAAUCGAAUUCUCUGAGCCCUGGGAGGUUUCUGAAGAUUGGCUUUUGUCCGGGUUGUGUGAUGGAAUGCCGUCUCGCGAUUGUAAUAACCCAUACGUCUGGCCUGCGCGGGGUGGAGUUGACCAGCCACGAGCGGAGAAUAUUAAUUUCGAUCCGGAAUGGACAACUCCAAAAGAACUGGCUAUGCCGUUCCACCCCUGGUGCUUCGAUAUCUUCUGCCGUCAAUCUAAAGCUCGAUUCAACUGCGUCAAUAUCCCAGGCCUUAUCAAGUGGCGCGAUGCCGAGUUCUCCUACGAGGCCUUUCACGGGUUCCCCCGCUCAGGAGACGUCCUCGAAGGCCAAGAGCAAUUCUGGCAGCACGUCCCAGGCAAAGAAUAUCUAGCCGCCAACCCGCUUUACGUGCCAGGCCUACGGGACAUUUUGCAAAAUGCAGACCGAAUGGAAGAAUACGAACUUCCGAAAAAGAGACCUACUUUAUUGCAGGCUGGUUACAACGACGUUUUUGCUUCCCUGCCCCCCGAGAUACGUCUGCUAGUAGUCCGUUUCCUGGAUGCCAGCGACCUCCAUAAUCUAAGGGUGGCUUCCAAGGCGUUCGCCAGUCUUCCAAAUAGCGUGUGGCGGCAACUUGUCCGCGAGGAGAUGCCCUGGCUAUGGGAAUCCUGCUACGACAGCGAGGAAGCCCACGUUCCUUCUCUCUGGACUACGGUAACGGCGAACGAGCUGAUGUUGUUCAAAGAAGAACGAGAGCGUUAUUUAGCACAACUGAAGGAUAGCACCGCGGUCGAUUUUCUGCUUCCAUUUCCAGGAAAGGUACCGAACCAGCUGAAGCUACAGGAAGGAAGUCUAAAUUGGCACGCGGUUUACACGCAGAUCAAGCAAAAUUGGAGCAAUCUCAGAGGGCUGCGGAAUCGACGGCGGAUUUGGGAAGAUGUGGAAGAGAUUAUCAAUCGGAUUGAGAAGUAUGACACGGAGAUGUCAGGGUAG
Messenger RNA from Penicillium cataractarum, 1644 nucleotides. Its product is annotated as F-box protein. The coding region runs from base 1 to 1644 and encodes 547 amino acids. Lineage: Eukaryota; Fungi; Ascomycota; Eurotiomycetes; Eurotiales; Aspergillaceae. The transcript has 4 exons. Gene Ontology annotation, molecular function: protein binding. The record is from RefSeq and is a predicted model, not a curated record.